AUGAGCAACACACAAUUCAACAGAGGCAGAGACGAGCAACACACAAUCCUACAGAAGCAGGUGCAAGCAAUACCCAAUUCUACAGAAGCAGAGAUGAGCAACACACAAUCCUACAGAAGCAGAGACGAGCAACACACAAUCCUACAGAAGCAGAGGCAGGCAAUACCCAAUUCUACAGAAGCAGAGAUGAGCAACACACAAUCCUACAGAAGCAGAGACGAGCAACACAUAAUCCUACAGAAGCAGAUGCAAGCAAUACCCAAUUCUACAAAAGCAGAGAUGAGCAACACACAAUCCUACAGAAGCAGUGACAAGCAACACACAAUCCUAUACAGAAGGAGAGACAAGCAACAAACAAUUCUACAGAUGCAGAGACGAGCAACACACAAUCCUACAGAAGCAGAUGCAAGCAAUACCCAAUUCUACAAAAGCAGAGAUGAGCAAUACCCAAUUCUACAGAAACAGAGACAAGCAACACACAAUCCUUCAGAAGCAGAUGCAAGCAAUACCCAAUUCUACAAGAGCAGAGAUGAGCAACACACAAUUCUACAGAAGCAGAGACGAGCAACACACAAUCCUACAGAAGCAGAUGCAAGCAAUACCCAAUUCUACAAAAGCAGAGACGAGCAACACACAAUCCUACAGAAGCAGAUGCAAGCAAUACCCAAUUCUACAAAAGCAGAGAUGAGCAACACACAAUUCUACAGAGGCAGAGACGAGCAACACACAAUCCUACAGAAGCAGAUGCAAGCAAUACCCAAUUUUACAAAAGCAGAGAUGAGCAACACACAAUCCUACAGAAUCAGAGACGAGCAACACACAAUCCUACAGAAGCAGAUGCAAGCAAUAACCAAUUUUACAAAAGCAGAGACGAGCAACACACAAUCCUACAGAAGCAAUGACAAGCAGAACACAGUCUUACGGAAGGAGAGACAAGCAACACACAAUUCUACAGAUGCAGAGAUGAGCAACAUCUAA
Messenger RNA from Saccostrea cuccullata (small rock oyster), 978 nucleotides. RefSeq lists its product as uncharacterized. NCBI's taxonomy places the organism in Eukaryota, Metazoa, Mollusca, Bivalvia, Ostreida, Ostreidae. The transcript has a single exon. The record is from RefSeq and is a predicted model, not a curated record. The coding region runs from base 1 to 978 and encodes 325 amino acids.